Paramisgurnus dabryanus is the source of this 1157-nucleotide messenger RNA. RefSeq lists its product as uncharacterized. The record is from RefSeq and is a predicted model, not a curated record. Lineage: Eukaryota; Metazoa; Chordata; Actinopteri; Cypriniformes; Cobitidae.
UAAUCCGCUCCCCCCUCAUUUCCGUCAAUAGAACGCACGUGACUUUUACUUCUACAUGUGCUUGCUUGCUAGUAGCAAACUGCAAGAGAUCAUUUGCAAUGACUGACUUUGUAGAAGACGAUGACGACUGGUUUCUAUCAGACCCAGAGCCAUAUCUGUUUGAACCCGAGUACACAGAGGAGGAACUAGCUCUUAUUGACCGGGAGAGGGAAGAAAGAUAUGAACCAGAACAGACCGGAGCAGGCGAAAGAACACGGGCAAACAGCAAUUGGUGGUGCAAGUGUAACUGUUGCGGACAGAUGCCGACUGAAAUUGAGAGCAUGUGCUGUUUAGAAUGGUACAAGGUGUGGCCGUCGAUGGUGGGGGUCAAUGUAGAUCCAGAAGACCCUGGGCAAAUCGCCUGUGUCGCGGCAAGCGACGCGUUUGCGGCAAUGAUUCACCCGGCAGUCGUCAACUUUUUCUUUCAACGUGAGAAAGUUAAAUGGAGGAAACGUCCCACGCCGAGUGGACCAGAUGGCCAGCUAUCCUCAGAUCAAAAUAGGUUGGUGUCCUACCGUAUAGUACUGGAAUGGGCCCUACAGGGCGAAACUUUGGGCAGAGGGCAUCAGAAACCACUGCCAUCAUGUGUGGUCGGGGCUAUACGACAAAGAUAUCCUUCUGUGUCCGGUGUCUAUGUUGGACUUCAAGAAGUAAACGAGGCGAUGGAUUUGUAAGCCUAUUGUAACUGGACAUUAUGUGCUGGGCACUGCGUUCAGAUCCAGAUUUUGUUUACAUGUUUCACAGACAUCUGUGCACUGCAAAAACAUUAUUUUCAAGAAAAAAAAUCUCAGUAUUUUUGUCUUGUUUUCAGUAAAAAUAUCUAAAAAUUCUUAAAUUAAGAUGCUUUUUCUUGAUGAGCAAAACGACCCAAGAAAAUAAGUCUAGAUUUUAGACAAAAAAUGUCAAAUUUAAGUGAUUUAAGUGACAAGCAAAAAAAAGUCUGCCAAUGGGGUAAGCAAAUUUUUCUUGAAAUUAUUGUUUAAGAAAAAUGUUUAAGUUUUUUUUAAUAUAUAUUUUUGGUCUAAAAACUAGACUUAUUUUCUUGGGUCAUUUUGCUCAUCAAGAAAAAGCAUCUUAAUUUAAGAAUUUUUAGAUUUUUUACUGAAAAAUAUUUUUUA